Molecule: messenger RNA, 1370 nt
Organism: Raphanus sativus (radish)
Lineage: Eukaryota; Viridiplantae; Streptophyta; Magnoliopsida; Brassicales; Brassicaceae
Product: protein BREAKING OF ASYMMETRY IN THE STOMATAL LINEAGE-like
Exons: 5
Coding region: 160-942 (260 amino acids)
Biological process (GO): regulation of asymmetric cell division
Source: RefSeq, a predicted model, not a curated record
UCAAAUUUCAAAUCAUUCUUCUCCCUCACAAUAAACCCACUCUUUAUUCCUUCUCUUCCCUUCUGAAUUUUGUCUUGAAAAAGCCAAAACACACAAAAAAAUAGAACUGUAUCCUCUGGAAAAGAUCCAAGAAAAGUUAAUUCUUACAAAAAAACAGCUAUGGCUUCGCAAUGGACAAUACAAAAACUUGUCACUUGGAGAGUCAAAGAUUGGGCUACCUGUUUCUUGGCUUCCAAGAUUCCUAUAGACGUAGAUGAAGAUGGAGUUAAUACUUCCGGAAACACAAUGAACAGCAACAAUGUAAUGUUUAAGAGAACAAAGAGGAAGAUGAAGAGUAAAAAGAAGAGAUCAGAGAGGAAACUCAGUCUAAGCCCACCAGGGACACGUCAUCAUCAUCUAAGAAGCAGCAGCGUUUCUCCUACGUCGGCGUCUCAGAACCGGCGGUUGAGCUGGCAGCAGCAGCAGCCACUGGCCUCAGACGAACCUGGCUUCAUUGUCUUCUGCUUCGACCGUGAAGACGGUGGGUUUGACGUUGUCAAAGAGGGAAAGGAAGAGAGGAAGGAGGUGGAAUUGUCCUCGGAAAAGUCACCGAGGACGGUGAAUCGUAAGCUUAUUUAUGGAGACCAAGGGGAAGUGAAAACAGAGAAGGUUAACUCGCCGGAGAUUAAAGAGCCAGAACAAGAUCAAGAUGAUAAGACCAAAUUCCAAGAAACUAAAGAUGUUUCAUGUGAUGUUCAUAAUCAGAAGAAUGAGGAAGAAGAAGUUGAUGCCUCUGAUAAAUCUAGCGGGUCUAGUCACUCGGACGAAAGAAGGGGAUCGUUUGCAUUUCCCAUAUUGGGAGUUGAGUGGAUGGGGAGCCCUGUCCAGAUGCCUAAAACAGAUGACUUAUCUCCCGAGAAACAAAAGCCAAUUGCUUUAGGGUUUCAGUGUUGUCGAUUCUAAAAAGGGAGAAACACUCCAAAAAGUUUUUUAUGAGAUUCUUUUGCACUACUCUGUUUCUGAGUAAUAUAUAAACACUUUGAAAGGACAGAUAACCUACAACGUUAGAUUUAGCCAUAAACUCUUACAACCACAAACAAGUCCACUCUCCAUCUUAUGCCACUAUGUAUCAAUGUCAAUCAUGCCUAAAAAUAACAAAAUUACAAGGACUAGAAGUAAGACAUCUCUCUCUCUCUUCUCAUGGAAUGCAACUUUGGUGUAAAUCAUGAAGACACUCCGCAGCUUAACAUAAAUCUCACUAUAAUAUUUCUCUGUGUUGAUCAAAAAAAAAAUGUCUUCGUUAAAACGUCGUCGUGUCAUAAUAACAAACGAAGUCAAAACGCCGUCGUUUAACUGAGCUCUACUGUGCAAAAUGUCUUAAACCCAGGUGG